Molecule: messenger RNA, 943 nt
Organism: Eurypyga helias (sunbittern)
Lineage: Eukaryota; Metazoa; Chordata; Aves; Eurypygiformes; Eurypygidae
Gene: LPGAT1
Product: lysophosphatidylglycerol acyltransferase 1
Exons: 5
Coding region: 86-943 (285 amino acids)
Cellular component (GO): endomembrane system
Molecular function (GO): acyltransferase activity
Source: RefSeq, a predicted model, not a curated record
CCGGCACCCUGGCCUCGCCCCGCUCGGAGCGCGCUCCCUGUGCCUCGUUUCCCUCUCCCCGCAGGACGGUCCCGCUGCCAAGAGGAUGGCCGUGACCCUGGAGCAGGCCCAGCGGGUGGGCUGUACCUGCGUGAAAGCGCUCCUCAGGUUCGCCUUCAUGGUCGCCAACAACCUGGUGGCUAUUCCGUCCUACGUCUUGUACCUAAUCGUGCUGCAGCCUCUGCGAGUGCUGGACAGUAAAAGCUUCUGGUACAUCGAAGGAGUGUUAUUUAAGUGGCUGUUAGCGAUGGUGGCUUCCUGGGGCUGGUGGGCAGGAUAUACAGUAGUGGAAUGGGGUGACGAUGUUAAAGCGGUAUCGGAAGAUGAAGCCAUGGUGCUGGUGAACCAUCAAGCAACGGGUGACGUCUGCACUCUGAUGAUGUGCCUUCAGGAUAAAGGCACGGUCGUCCGUCAGAUGAUGUGGCUGAUGGAUCAUAUUUUUAAGUACACAAACUUUGGCAUUGUGUCUCUAAUCCAUGGAGACUUCUUUAUACGACAGGGAAGAGAACACCGUGACCAGCAGCUUGUGUUACUCAAGGAGCAUCUAGAAAAAUACUACAGGAGCCGUAAUCGGAAAUGGAUUGUUUUAUUUCCAGAGGGUGGAUUUCUUAGGAAAAGGAGAGAAACAAGCCAGGCAUUUGCCAAGAAAAACAAUUUACCAUUUCUUAAACAUGUUACCCUGCCGAGGCUUGGGGCAACGCAAGUAAUUCUAAAAACGCUUGUAGCGCCGCAAGAAAAUGGAACUCCAGCAGGUGGAGACGCUGUGAUAAAAGAGAGCAAACCAAAAGGCCUCCAGUGGGUGAUAGACACAACCAUUGCGUAUUCCAAAGGUGAACCUAUAGACAUCCAAACUUGGAUUCUUGGCUACCGACAGCCAACGGUUACCCAUGUACAUUACAGGUAG